AGAUGGUGGAAUUCGUUUUCUCGUCGAUUACCGCAAAUUGAAUUGUGUAACCAAGAAAGACUCUUUUCCACAGCCAACAACCGAAGAACUAUUGCAGCGUUUGGGUGGAAAUUGUUAUUAUACGAAGUUUGAUUUGAAAUCUGGUUAUUUUCAAGUAAAAAUUCAAGAAACGGAUAAAGAAAAAACAGCAUUCGUCACACAAGAUGGAUUAUGGGAAUUUAAUGUAAGGAGUUAUGAAUGGCCCUCCCACAUUCCAACGUGUAAUGCAUAA
Messenger RNA from Didymodactylos carnosus, 271 nucleotides. The record is from the annotation of a GenBank genome assembly. NCBI's taxonomy places the organism in Eukaryota, Metazoa, Rotifera, Eurotatoria, Philodinida, Philodinidae.